AUGGAAAGGUUCAACAAAGCGUGCUUAGAAAUUCAAGAUCUGCCCAUGGAGGCAGUAAUUAUGGGCCUAGUAAAUGGACUCCGAGAAGGCUCCUUCUCCCAGUCCAUCUUGAAAAGGCACCCGACCUCCCUGAGUGAUGUACAGGAGAAAGCUGAGAAGUACAUCAACAUAGAGAAAAAUGUCAGACUUCGAGAGACAAGCUGGCAACCUGGGCACUCUCACUCAUCAAAAGAGAGAGAAAAAGAGCCCAAGAAUAAAGAGGAAGUCGGCCCAGAAAGGCCUAGGAGAUAUCACUCCUAUACUCCUCUACGAGUUUUCUUAGUUGAUGUAUACAGAAAAAUUUUUCAUACAGAAAGACUACCUCCCCCUAGGCCCAUCAAAAAUAAAAAGAGGGGGGGAAGCCGUGGCGACUACUGUGAGUACCAUAAACUAUAUGGUCACUCAACAAAUGAUUGUUACAACCUAAAAAAUGUGGUAGAAAAGCUGGCCAGAGAAGGUCGACUUGAUAAAUAUCUCAUAAAAAGGUCGGAUCAUCAUGGCAAAACAAAGCGAGAUGACGAGGGCCGAAGAUACCCACCACCACAAACCCCGAAAAGACAUAUACACAUGAUCUCAGGAGGAUUCGGUGGAGGUGGUCUCACCAAGUCAUCUCGCAAGAGACACUUGAAUGAAGUCUACCAGGUCGGGAGCGAAGCUCCUGACCUACCCAUUAUUUCUUUCACUAAAGAAGAUGGGCAAGGUAUCAUUCUUGGACAUGAUGAUCCAGUCGUGAUAACCAUGAUCAUGGCCAAUGCACAUCUUCACAGAACUCUGGUAGAUUAG
This is a messenger RNA of Arachis ipaensis, 822 nucleotides long. RefSeq lists its product as uncharacterized. NCBI's taxonomy places the organism in Eukaryota, Viridiplantae, Streptophyta, Magnoliopsida, Fabales, Fabaceae. The record is from RefSeq and is a predicted model, not a curated record.